Myripristis murdjan (pinecone soldierfish) is the source of this 953-nucleotide messenger RNA. It is a transcript of the gene tnfsf10, whose product is annotated as TNF superfamily member 10. The transcript is spliced from 6 exons. The coding region runs from base 77 to 922 and encodes 281 amino acids. Gene Ontology annotation, molecular function: tumor necrosis factor receptor binding. The record is from RefSeq and is a predicted model, not a curated record. Gene Ontology annotation, cellular component: membrane. Lineage: Eukaryota; Metazoa; Chordata; Actinopteri; Holocentriformes; Holocentridae. Gene Ontology annotation, biological process: immune response.
GCGGGACGGGACGGGAGUGAUCGGGUCGGGACGGGACGGAACGGGACGCGUCGGUACCGGACGGCGGUCUGCCGUUAUGACGGGCUCCGGUCCGAAGCUCGGGGUUCUGCUGCUGGUGGCGGUGCUGCUGCAGACUGUGGUCGUCACCAUCACCGUGCUGCACUUCACCACGGCUCUCAACUCGAUGAAGGAGACGUUCGCCAGGAGCAGCGUUUCCUGUCUGACCGGCAGCGACCUGCGCAGCGUCCCGGCCGUGAGAGGGGAUCCAUGCUGGCAGGUCACCCAGCAGCUGCACCUGCUCAUCGAGAAGUCUCUGUCGCAGCGUUACCACCGGGAAAUCUCCUCAGCUGUCAGAGAUGAAGUGUCCCGGGUGCUGCCCUCACUGGUGAUGGAGGACCGGGCUUCACCUCGCCCCAAAGUGGCCGCUCACGUCACCGGCAGCUUCGUGCCCAAAGUGGAGCGAGAGGGAGGAGUGUCUCCCGGGCGGCGGGUGCAGGGCCAGAAGAUCUCGUGGUGGGAGGGGCAGAAGGGGCUGGCCUUCCUGCAGGACGUCCAGCUGGUGGAUGGGGAGCUGGUGGUGCCGCAGCCGGGCCUGUACUACGUCUACGCCCAGACCUACUUCAGACACAGCCACGCCCUGCAGGAGGAGGGCGAGGAGGCCGAGGAGGACGACGAGCGGGGGAAGCCCCUGCUGCAGUACGUCUACAAGAAGGUGACCACCUACCCGGUUCCCAUCCUGCUGAUGAAGACGAGCCGGACCUCCUGCUGGUCCCGGGGCUCCCAGUUCUCCCUGCACUCCGCCCACCAGGGGGGGCUGUUCCCCCUCAGCACCGGGGACCGGCUGUUCGUCACCGUCAGCAACGCGUCGGCCGUGGACAUGGACGAGAAGAGCAGCUUCUUCGGGGCCUUCCUCAUCAGCUAGAGGACGGCCUGCGCAGCCUCUGACCACCUGG